This is a messenger RNA of Acaulospora colombiana, 168 nucleotides long. NCBI's taxonomy places the organism in Eukaryota, Fungi, Glomeromycota, Glomeromycetes, Diversisporales, Acaulosporaceae. The record is from the annotation of a GenBank genome assembly.
AUGACUGAAGGUACACGUUCAACGUCUUCAUCCCCAAGAUACUUUUCUGAUAAGUCUAGGCCCUCAAUACUAUCUAACAUAUAUAUUCUAAGACUUGUUAGAACAUUCGUUCUCCGAAGUUACCUGAUAUCGGGUCGAACGCACAAGGAGACUUACCCUGAAUUCAAC